Molecule: messenger RNA, 4474 nt
Organism: Apis cerana (Asiatic honeybee)
Lineage: Eukaryota; Metazoa; Arthropoda; Insecta; Hymenoptera; Apidae
Source: RefSeq, a predicted model, not a curated record
UUAACCUAGAUGACAAAAAUGGCGAUCUUGUUUCGAGUGAUGCGUUAGCCGCGAUUGUGGUAAUGCCAGUUAGGCGCCGAUAAAAUUCUCACGUUACGGUACAGUAAAACUACCGCAAGCCCGGUAACUUCUUCGCGAAUGUGCAAUGUGCACAAAAGUUUCGCGAAUAGCAUCUGCGUGCCAAACGAGUGUUCAACCGUACGAUACCCGACCUUCUUCUUCUCGCUCAAUGGGAAUGGCAAUGAGCCGCGUAGAUUUUCUCAAAGCCUCGUAGAGAAGUAAUUCGUCCUUCUAUGACGGAGGCUGGAAAUAGGUUGUCGAUGAUGUUAUGAAUCAGCCUUGCGAUUGAAUUGCAGUUAUGUUUAUGAUUAUACGAAUGUUUUUGUAUAAAGUAUAACAUAAUUUUAUGAAUCGAUAUAGUGUAACUUUUAAUUUUGUAAAUUGAUAAAAUUCGAACAAAAUGGAGGAUUAUUUCAUUAGUAGAAGUUGUGCUGAUUAUUAAGUAAAAUGUUACUAAUUAUUUGCAUGGUGUAUGAUAUAUUAUGAUGUCUUCAAAGUCUUUUCGAUGAGACUCAGUGGAAGUAGGAUAUCAUUGAAUCAAUAAUUUAUGGUUAAUGUAAUAUAAUAAUACAAUAUUAUACUACUUUGAUGAUUGGUAAUAGAUGUAGUGAAUCAAUUUAUAAUUAAAUUUAUUGGAAUAAUGCUAAUUAUUGAGAUUUCUUAAAGAAUAACGAAGAAUAUGUAAAGGGUGUCAAAUAUAAAUGAAUAUGUAAUUUAAUAUAAUGCUCGUUAAUAUGUGGAACAUUCUAAUUAAUAAUCUUAAGUAAAUCAGGGCAUGAGAUUGCGAGCAAGAUAAAAAGUUUAGAACAAUAUAUAUAUUAAAUUAUCUACGUAACGGAAGAAGGAUAAUCAACGGAAGAACUACUAAUCGUUCAAUUUUAAAUGUUGCCGGAGGCAAAGCUCCUAUGCAAUCGAGCACCUCGGAGGGUGGAAUUCCACAGCGUGCGGUGGAUGGCAGCAGUGGACAAAUUUACACCCCUCAAACUUGCACCCUUACCAGACCAGAGCACAGACCCUGGUGGUACGUGAACCUGCUUGAACCCUAUAUGGUACAAUUGGUACGACUUGACUUUGGUAAACCGUGUUGCGGCGACGAUAUACCAGGAACAAUCGUGGUUCGUGUCGGGAACAAUCGGCCGGACUUGGGAACGAAUCCAAUUUGCAAUCGUUUCACCGGCCCUCUCGAAGAAGGCCAACCUCUUUUCCUACCCUGCAAUCCUCCUAUGCCAGGAGCUUUCGUUUCCGUGCAUUUGGAGGCAAACACACCGACACCAAUCCCAGUCCAACUCUCUUUGUGCGAGGCUUUCGUGUAUACCGAUCAGGCACUUCCUAUUGAGAGAUGUCCACAAUUCAGAGAUCAGCCACCAGGUUCAACAGCAACUUAUAAUGGAAAGUGUUAUAUAUUCUAUAAUCGGCAACCAAUGAUAUUCAGGGAGGCGUUAUCGUUCUGUCGUGCACGAGGUGGAACUUUAGUGGAUGAAAGCAAUCCUGCGUUGCAAGGAUUUAUUUCAUGGGAAUUGUGGAGGAGGCAUAGGAGCGACACCUCGAGUCAAUACUGGAUGGGUGCAGUGAGAGAUCAGAAGGAUCGCACGGUUUGGAGAUGGACAGGAAGCGGCGAGGAGGUAUCCGUUUCUUUCUGGAGCUUGCCUCAAGGAACAGAAGAGGAUUGUGCUCGAUACGAUGGUAGCAGAGGUUGGCUUUGGUCUGAUACUCCUUGCACGGCUCGAUUAAAUUUCAUCUGUCAACACCAACCACGAGCAUGUGGUCGACCAGAACAGCCGCCGAAUUCCACUAUGACGGUGACCACAACCGCAGAUCGGAAUUCCGGAAGUGCAUACGAAGUUGGCGCGACCGUAGAAUAUACCUGUAACGCUGGCAGCCUUCUUAUAGGACCGUCCACUCGCACUUGUCUCGACACUGGCUUCUACAACGAGUUUCCACCUGUGUGCAAAAGCAUCGAGUGCGGUUACCCAGCAAACAUAAAACACGGAGGCUACACACUUAUCAACAAUACCGUUACUUAUCUCAGUCAGGUGCUUUAUUCCUGCGAUGAAGGAUUCGAGAUGACUGGUCGUGCAAGAUUAACUUGUGAUAUCGAUGAGCGUUGGAAUGGACCACCGCCGCGUUGUGAACCAAUCCUAUGCGACCCUCCAACACCGGUGCCGCACAGUUAUAUUCAAAUCGAUGAAAUCGACGAAACCGAAACAAUGCCAUCGAAAUCGAGCUUCAAUCGAAGUCUUCUCGUAGGCAGUAUCGUCACUUAUACUUGUGAAAAGAAUUAUAGACUCACUGGGCACCGACAAAUAUUAUGUUUACCCACUGGAUUGUACGAUCACAUCGCACCCACCUGCAUAGAGGAACCACGCACCACGGUGACCGCCCCACCUCGAAUAACUGUAAGAACAACGACCGCCAGAACACGGCAACCAUUCUUACCGCCACGAGUUCGACCUACGACAAUCUCGACGACCACAACCACGACCACCACCUCUGUACCACCUCGAAGAGUGGCCAGCACCGCUGAAUUACCCGCGACGGUUCGCGAGACUAUCGCGAGGAAACCGAAUGUGGGUCUUCAGAGGCCAGCACCUCCUCCUUCGCCACCUUUGAACGACGAUAGCAGUGAUCAUCCUCAGGACAAUGAGAUUUCGGGCAGUGGGGUGGAUAAUGCACAAGUUGGGAUUGGAACCGGUGUUCCAGAACCUUCUGGACCCUACAGGGUGGACAAUGCCGACCACACGAGUAACACUCAUCAAGCGAAAUUAAAUCUAGGCGCUGUGAUCGCCUUGGGUGUCUUCGGUGGUUUCGUAUUCCUAGCCGCUGUAAUCACCACCGUUGUAAUACUUAUACGCAGAAAUCGUGGUAGAAGCAGCAAGCAUUAUCGGCAUCGUGCAUCUCCUGAUUGCAACACUGUAGCCAGCUUUGGAAGCAGUUCGUCCGAAAGUCGAGGAGGUUUGAACCGAUACUACCGUCAAGCUUGGGAGAAUCUGCAUGAAACGGCUGGUCAUAAGACCAAUCAUCCUCCUCUUCGUCGUAAGGAGACCCUGGAUGAACCAGGAUAUCGAGAAAAUUACCGUGGUAACAACACCGAGAGAGAUGGCUCGGAAUUAGUUGUGAGCGAUGUAGCCACAUAUCCUACCAGUAAGCACGCCAGCAUCUCCGACAAGAAACGCCAUCAUCAUCAUCAUCAUCAUCACCACGGUAACUCUACGCCUGAGUGGAGGCAGUCCCAGUCCCAUCACAGAUAUUGAGUACCGGAUCUGUUAUUUAAGAUCCUAUAUUUUUUUCUUGAGAUUUUCAGUGAAUCGAUAACUGUGACGAGUUGCUGCUGUUAGAUCAUGAGUAAGCGAUUUUUUAAUGUUUUACGAAUGGUAAUACAAUGAGGAAUAAUGAUGGUUUUAUGUUGAGAAAUAAGUGAAGUAUGCAAUGUUGUAAAAUUUUUAUCAAUGUGAUUUUUAAAUUUAUUUUUAAAUAAGUGUGUAAUACUUUUGUUUGAAUUUUAAUUUUUUAAUUUUUAUUUUAAUUUUAAUUUCUGGAUAAUUGUGAUAAUAUUUGCAUGUACAAAUUAUUAAAUCAGAAAUUUUUUUAGAUAUUUAGUUUUAAUUUUUAAAUAAUUUUUAAAUAUUUCCUAGUUCACAAUCUCAUUUAUCUCAAAAUAUUUUUGAGAUAGAUAAUUGAAACUCAAAUUGUAAUUAAAAAAACUUUUUUUUUUAUAUAAAAUUAGCAUUUACUUCAUUAUGCCAUCAUUUAUGAAAUUGUAAUUCCAAUUUGUAACUCCAAAUAGAAUUUAAAGGAACGUGGUGAAUCAAACGUUGUGUAGAAGAAUUUUAAAACGUGAUUGAUAGAUAAAAAUGUUUAUUGUUCUAUUAUACAGUAAAUCAUUUACAAAUAUCUUAUUACAUAAUGUAAAUAUCGUAUAUUACAGUAGCGUAAGUUAAUGAUGCAAGUUGUGAAUAAGAAGGAUCAUAAGUUGAUCAAAGGAUAUGCCAAAAAAAUGAGAAUAAUAUAUAUAUAUAUAUUUAUAUAUAAAAUUACCGAUUAAACGAAUUCUAAUAUAAAUUAUUAUAUGAAUGUUUAAUUACAAUAUUAAGAAUGGUAUUAAUUUACAAAAAUUAUAUUCGAUAAGAUCAAUAUCUGUUAUGGGUAUCUUGGCCUCGCCUUAAAAAGAUUAAACAAAUUUCUCAUAAUAAAUCGACAUUUAAAAAUGAUAUCAUUAAGGAAAGGCCGACGUUAUCCAUUUCAGAAUCAAAAUUUAUUUAGAUACGGUGCUCGUUCUAAGACAAGCUACGUGUAAAACGUUAUGUAAAAUCUGUUCUAUAUAUAUUUUAAUUAAUUAUUUAUAUUUAAUAUUAUUUUAACAAGUUAAACAUUUUUUCCCAUAUUCGUCUGGAAUAAAACAUACAUAAUUAAUAAA